GCAUUUGGACUAAUCUUGGACAACAUAUCCACCGUGGGUUUGUUAGCGCGUAAUUACACACACACGCGCUCACAAAUUAAUUAUUCAAGUUGUUUAUCAUCAUUAUUACUUGACUUUAUUGUGGCUGCAACUGAAAACACUGUGAAAGAAAAAGAGGGAAGAAAGAAGAGACAGAGUUGGAAGUUGGGUUUUGUGGUUGUUGUAUGACAUGGCAACCCUUCCCUCCAUCUUCUCCAUCUCCUCCUCUUCUCUUCCUCUCCAUCGCUUCCGUCCUUCAAUUUCCCUCUCUUUCUCUCCUCUCACCCUCCGCUCAAACCCUACAAAAUCUCAAUCUCGUUCCCCCUUUCUCGUUCUCGCUUCUUCAACUCACCACUCCUUCGACGACUUCACCUCCAAGAAAUCGGCUCUUUCGGAGUUGAUACAAGAAAUUGAACCUUUAGAUGUGAGUUACAUUCAGAAAGAUGUUCCACCAACUACAGCAGAUGCUAUGAAAAGGACUAUUUCUGGUAUGCUUGGUUUGCUUCCAUCUGAUCAAUUUACUGUCAUUGUUGAGGCCUUGUGGGAACCACUUUCCAAGUUACUCAUUUCUUCAAUCAUGACUGGGUAUACAUUGCGAAAUGCAGAAUAUAGGCUUUGUCUGGAGAAAACUCUUGACAUUUGUGAAAGAGAUCUUGAGAAGCCGAAGGCAGAAACUGCUAAGUUUGACUUACAAGACUUCCUACGUGACAGUGUAAAUGUUAUUGACUUUGGUAGAAAGAAUAAUUUGUCUCCCAAAGUUGAAAAGUCCCACGACCACAUCGAUAUUGAAGACCUUGGUCAAAUAUCCGCCGAAGCUCAAGAAUAUAUCUCCAAUCUGCAAUCUCGCUUGUCUUCCAUGAAAAAGGAGCUACGUGAAGUGAAGAGGAAAAGUGCCGCUCUUCAAAUGCAACAGUUUGUUGGAGAAGAAAAGAAUGAUUUGCUGGAUUACUUGAGAUCGCUUCAGCCAGAACAGGUAGCUCAGCUAUCAGAAUUUACAUCCCCCGAGCUUAAGGACAUCAUCCUAUCUGUCGUCCACGGUCUCCUUGCUACCCUUUCUCCUAAGAUGCAUUCUAAACCCUCAACUACAUCAGAGAAUGCAACAGUUGGAACAGCAAAUGCUGGUAAUGAGGACUGUGCUGAGGUUGUUGAGAAUUCUUCACUUCAAUUUCAGCCUUUUAUUUCAUUAACUCGGGAUUAUCUUGCCCGCCUGCUAUUUUGGUGCAUGCUGCUGGGACACUAUCUUAGAGGCCUUGAGUACCGAAUGGAAUUGAUGGAACUGCUAUCCUUGUCAAGUGACACUGAGAAUGGCGCUUCUGGGAACGAACAAAUUGCUUGAGUGCUUUUCAAAUUUUGAUAGUUCAAUUUGUGCAGAGGUGUGGUUUCAACAUAAUAUUUCCUUUCAACGCGAAGACAUUGUGAUACACACCAAGUUUAGUCACUUUUGCUGAGGUGAUAUCAUUUCUUGCAGCAGAAAAAACCUUGCUUUCCUGGGAAGAUAACAAUUCUCAUUCUCAUCUAAUGUCAAAUCAUCACAAGAAUUUAAGGCGAUUGGCAUUGUUGUUGCUGGGAGAUUGAUUAUAUUAUAGUUCACAGAAUAUGAAAUUGUGACGAAUUAUGCAGCCUGUGAUGCAAAAUGAAGUUUUUUUUUUUUAAGCAACGGAUGUAAAAUUAAGUUUUUUUUUUUUUUAAGCAGCAGAUGUAAGAUGAAGUUGAUUAUUUAUCAGUUUAUAUUUUGAAUAAAACAGUUUACUUAGAUGUA
Messenger RNA from Trifolium pratense (red clover), 1777 nucleotides. RefSeq lists its product as uncharacterized. The transcript has 6 exons. Lineage: Eukaryota; Viridiplantae; Streptophyta; Magnoliopsida; Fabales; Fabaceae. Bases 209 to 1354 code for a protein of 381 amino acids. The record is from RefSeq and is a predicted model, not a curated record.